Molecule: messenger RNA, 3441 nt
Organism: Suncus etruscus (white-toothed pygmy shrew)
Lineage: Eukaryota; Metazoa; Chordata; Mammalia; Eulipotyphla; Soricidae
Gene: KPNA4
Product: karyopherin subunit alpha 4
Exons: 17
Coding region: 16-1581 (521 amino acids)
Biological process (GO): NLS-bearing protein import into nucleus
Cellular component (GO): nucleus; nucleoplasm; cytoplasm
Molecular function (GO): protein binding; nuclear import signal receptor activity
Source: RefSeq, a predicted model, not a curated record
GUCGCCGGCCCGGCCAUGGCGGACAGCGAGAAGCUGGACAACCAGCGGCUCAAGAAUUUCAAGAACAAAGGCCGCGACUUGGAGACUAUGAGAAGACAACGAAAUGAAGUUGUAGUUGAAUUAAGGAAGAAUAAAAGAGAUGAACAUCUCUUAAAGAGAAGGAACGUACCACAUGAAGAUAUCUGUGAAGACUCUGAUAUAGAUGGUGAUUAUAGAGUGCAAAAUACCUCUCUAGAAGCUAUUGUUCAAAAUGCUUCAAGUGACAACCAAGGAAUUCAGUUAAGUGCAGUUCAAGCUGCUAGGAAACUCUUGUCUAGUGACCGAAAUCCACCAAUUGAUGACCUAAUAAAGUCUGGAAUAUUGCCUAUUUUAGUCCAUUGUCUUGAAAGAGAUGAUAAUCCUUCUUUACAGUUUGAAGCUGCCUGGGCUCUGACAAACAUUGCGUCUGGGACCUCUGAACAAACACAAGCAGUCGUUCAGUCCAAUGCUGUGCCACUUUUCCUGAGACUUCUCCAUUCACCCCAUCAAAAUGUCUGUGAGCAAGCAGUGUGGGCAUUGGGAAACAUCAUAGGUGAUGGGCCACAGUGUAGAGAUUAUGUCAUAAGUCUUGGCGUCGUGAAACCUUUACUUUCUUUCAUAAGUCCAUCUAUUCCUAUAACUUUCCUAAGAAAUGUCACUUGGGUUAUGGUCAACCUAUGUCGCCACAAAGACCCACCACCCCCAAUGGAAACAAUUCAGGAGAUUCUUCCAGCUCUUUGUGUUUUAAUUCAUCAUACAGAUGUAAAUAUAUUGGUAGACACAGUCUGGGCUCUCUCCUAUCUGACGGAUGCUGGCAAUGAACAGAUACAGAUGGUAAUAGACUCUGGGAUCGUCCCUCAUUUGGUUCCUCUGCUCAGCCACCAAGAAGUUAAAGUUCAGACGGCUGCACUCCGGGCUGUGGGCAACAUCGUGACCGGGACUGAUGAGCAAACACAAGUUGUCCUGAAUUGUGAUGCGCUUUCACAUUUUCCAGCACUCCUGACACAUCCCAAAGAGAAAAUUAAUAAGGAAGCAGUGUGGUUCCUCUCAAACAUCACGGCAGGGAAUCAGCAGCAAGUCCAGGCAGUAAUUGAUGCCAACCUCGUACCAAUGAUAAUACACCUUUUGGAUAAGGGGGAUUUUGGCACUCAGAAAGAAGCUGCUUGGGCCAUUAGUAACUUAACCAUCAGUGGGAGAAAAGAUCAAGUGGCUUACCUCAUUCAACAAAAUGUUAUCCCACCUUUUUGCAAUUUGCUUACUGUAAAAGAUGCACAAGUUGUACAAGUAGUCCUCGAUGGUCUAAGUAAUAUAUUAAAAAUGGCUGAAGAUGAGGCAGAAACCAUAGCCAAUCUCAUAGAAGAAUGCGGGGGACUGGAGAAAAUUGAACAACUUCAAAAUCAUGAAAACGAAGACAUCUACAAAUUGGCCUAUGAGAUCAUCGAUCAGUUCUUCUCUUCAGAUGAUAUUGAUGAAGACCCUAGCCUUGUUCCAGAGGCAAUACAAGGUGGAACAUUUGGUUUCAAUUCAUCUGCCAAUGUACCGACGGAAGGAUUCCAGUUUUAGAGAGAUGUCAUGAAAGUCAAGUCUAAUGCGGCACUGAGAUACAUAAAUAUACAUGCGUCUAUAGAGAAAGGUUUGAUCCAUCAAGCUUGGCUCAUGGGAUCUGCUGCUGCAUUAAAUCGGGAAAGAAAAUGUGAAGAUUUCAUUUGGAAUCACAGAAAAUGCCCAAAUGAGAUCAAGAUGGCGAGUGGGUGCGAGUGAGAAUGAGUGGCAGAAUGGAAUGAGACUUUACAUGAGUGCUUAUUUAGAUUGUUGGAAGUGAAAAGGGGCUGCGGGUCACAGAUCUUCAGUGCCCGAGAAGGAACAUUGCCUUGGUCUCUGUCAGUGAGAGGUAGUGCAGUUCUGUCAUCUUUAAGCCCAACAAGUCGCAGGAAAGUGAGGCCGGGCCUUGCUCUGAGCAGUGUGUGAGUGGACGAUGCUGAGUGAAUGUGGCUCCAUGAUGGAGAGCCAGAUCCAUCUUCCGUGCGUGGGGUUCUUCCCUGGGAAGCCGACUCCUAGCCCUGGAGUGACUGUGGAGUGAGCGUGUGGGUGUGGUGCUGUGUGUGGACGCAUGCGAGCUUGAUUCGCCUUCGGGGCUGGUAACAGACCUAGAAAAUCACCGAAUGAGAUCGGAGUGUUACUGGACUCUGCCAGGACAGCCCAGACCGGUUCAGCAGCAGACACCGGUUCUCCGCCGCCCGCCCUCCUCCAAGUUCCUUUUUAGGUUUUGUUUUGUUUUUUUUCUUUUUUUCUUUUUUCAUUUUAGUUUUUAUUUACUUUACCUAGUAUGGCUUUUUAGUUGCUUCUCAAAUCAGAAAACUUUUCAGGAAGGGUUCCCUGUGCAUUUGCACCAGAUGAAUGUUUGAUGCUAUGAAAAGCUUUCCAUAUCAUCAAAACUAAUUUGUGUAGAUUUUUGCAUGGAAAAAAAUCAUAAAUUUCCCUCAAAAUAGACUGUGUUGCAGUACACAAGUUGCCAUAAUAGUAUAAAACAGUUAAAAAUGUGCUUUACCAAGCAUCCUUUUCAUUUUCACAGACAACAUAAAACCCGUUGCAUGAAAUUAAUCUACAGCAUAGUUCAUUUUUAGAUUCUGUUGAGUCCUGUAAAGAAGAAGAAAAAAAAAGUUUCAGUUGUGGUAGAAUACCGUGCUGUGUUUAAAUGUUACUUGUUUUCAAACUUUGUUUUCUAUGAAAAUGAUAUGGAAACUUCUAAAAUGAAAUUUGGUGCAUAUGUACUGCUGAAUAAAAGACCGAUGAAGAGGUUUGAGUAGAUGUACAAAUCAAGUAAUGGUUUGAACACCUUUAAUAAUAUGCCUAAUCUGUUCAAUUGUUUUAGACUCUUUUUACCUUAGAUGUAGGCAGCCAUGAACAAUCUAUUUUGAGCCACUUUAAGGGAGAAAACUUUGUAUUUUUAAAACUUGCAUAAAAAUUAUGCAAGUGGUUUUUAUAAAUUGGAAUAAUACCUCAGUUUUGAGGUCAUGCACACUAAAUUAAAUGUGACAUAAAUUAAUUUGUACACAGAAGAACUCUUGAUAAGGUGGCUCAUUGUAGGAACUCCUGUGCCUUCCCCUUCGAGCACAAAUGUUGCAUGAACAAGUUUGCUAUAAGAAACAUACCAGGUUAGCCACCAUUAGCAUCUAUAUCUACUUUGUGUUGAAAAAUCAACUGGUAAUUCUGAAACACUGUAGAAUGGAUAAAAAUUAUUUUGUGAUCAUAACUCUUUGUUGAACUAGAGUAUUUUUGCAGCAUUCCUUGUCAUCAAAACAUGGUGAAAGUUUAAAACUAGAAGCAGCAGAAAACUAGCUUGUACAUUUUAUCCAAGUAGACUGCAGGCUAGGCUGUCUGGGGAAAUAAAUAUUAAAACUGAAAACAAUGUUUUACAUGGGA